UUCUGCGCGGGAUGGCAGCGGCAGCAGCAUCCCCGCCAGCGGCAGCGGCGGCAGCGGCCACCGCCACCUCCUCGGACGCUAUUGUUCCCUGGUGUUAGACGCGCUCUCCCUCCUUCUCAUCUGAAGCGAACAAUAGCAGGAAAGAGCUUUGCUUUCUGUACUCUUUGGGAAGACGUUCCAAGAGCGGAGAAAAAUUCCCUGCCGAGCGUGCUGCGGCUCUGGACCCUGGAGUGGCUGCGGGCGGCAUGGGGCUGCAAGCCAGGCGCUGGGCGUCCGGGAGCCGGGGCGCUGCGGGGCCGCACCGGGGCGUCCUGCAGCUGCUGCCGCUGCAGCUGCUCCUGCUGCUGCUGCUGCGCCCGGGCGCCGGCGGGGCUGCAGCGCAGGGCGAGGCGGAGGCGCCCACCCUCUAUCUGUGGAAGACUGGUCCAUGGGGCCGAUGCAUGGGAGAUGAAUGUGGUCCAGGAGGCAUCCAAACGAGGGCUGUAUGGUGCGCUCAUGUGGAGGGAUGGACGACGCUGCACACUAACUGUAAGCAGGCCGAGAGACCCAAUAACCAGCAGAAUUGUUUCAAAGUCUGUGACUGGCACAAGGAAUUGUACGACUGGAGGCUGGGACCCUGGAAUCAGUGUCAGCCUGUGAUUUCAAAAAGCCUAGAGAAACCUCUUGAGUGCAUUAAGGGGGAAGAAGGUAUUCAGUUGCGGGAGAUAGCGUGCAUCCAGAAAGACAAAGACAUUCCUGCGGAGGAUAUCAUCUGUGAGUACUUUGAGCCCAAGCCUCUCCUGGAGCAGGCUUGCCUCAUUCCUUGCCAGCAAGAUUGCAUUGUGUCGGAGUUUUCGGCCUGGUCCGAAUGCUCCAAGACCUGCGGCAGCGGGCUCCAGCACCGGACGCGUCACGUGGUGGCGCCCCCGCAGUUCGGAGGCUCUGGCUGUCCAAACUUGACGGAGUUCCAGGUGUGCCAGUCCAGCCCCUGCGAGGCCGAAGAGCUCAUGUACAGCCUGCAUGUGGGGCCCUGGAGCACCUGCUCAGUGCCCCACUCCCGACAAGUAAGACAAGCAAGGAGACGCGGGAAGAAUAAGGAACGGGAAAAGGACCGCAGCAAAGGAGUAAAGGAUCCAGAAGCCCGCGAACUUAUUAAGAAAAAGAGAAACAGAAACAGACAGAACAGGCAAGAGAAUAAAUAUUGGGACAUCCAGAUUGGAUAUCAGACCAGAGAAGUGAUGUGUAUUAACAAGACGGGGAAAGCUGCUGAUUUGAGCUUUUGCCAGCAAGAGAAGCUUCCAAUGACCUUCCAGUCCUGUGUGAUCACCAAAGAGUGCCAGGUUUCCGAAUGGUCAGAGUGGAGCCCCUGCUCAAAAACAUGCCACGACAUGGUGUCCCCCGCAGGCACUCGUGUAAGGACACGCACCAUCAGGCAGUUUCCUAUUGGCAGUGAAAAGGAGUGUCCAGAACUUGAAGAAAAAGAACCCUGUGUGUCUCAAGGAGAUGGAGUUGCCCCCUGUGCCACGUAUGGCUGGAGAACUACGGAGUGGACUGAGUGCCGUGUGGACCCUUUGCUCAGUCAGCAGGACAAGAGGCGCAGCAACCAGACAGCCCUCUGUGGCGGGGGCAUCCAGACCCGAGAGGUGUACUGCGUGCAGGCCAAUGAAAACCUUCUCUCACAAUUAAAUACCCACAAGAACAAAGAAGCCUCAAAACCAGUGGACUUGAAAUUAUGCACUGGCCCUGUCCCUAAUACUACACAGCUGUGCAACAUUCCUUGUCCAACUGAAUGUGAAGUUUCACCUUGGUCAGCUUGGGGACCUUGUACUUACGAAAACUGUAAUGAUCAGCAAGGAAAAAAAGGCUUCAAACUGAGGAAGCGGCGCAUUACCAAUGAGCCCACUGGAGGCUCCGGGGGAACUGGAAACUGCCCUCACUUACUGGAAGCCAUUCCCUGUGAAGAGCCUGCCUGUUAUGACUGGAAAGCAGUGAGACUCGGGGACUGCGAGCCAGAUAACGGAAAGGAGUGUGGUCCAGGCACGCAAGUUCAAGAGGUUGUGUGCAUCAGCAGUGAUGGAGAAGAAGUUGACAGACAGCUGUGCAGAGAUGCCAUCUUCCCCAUCCCUGUGGCCUGUGAUGCCCCAUGCCCGAGAGACUGUGUGCUCACCACAUGGUCUACAUGGUCCUCCUGCUCUCACACAUGCUCAGGGAAAACCACAGAAGGGAAACAGAUACGAGCACGAUCUAUUCUGGCCUAUGCGGGUGAAGAAGGUGGAAUUCACUGUCCAAAUAGCAGUGCUUUGCAAGAAGUGCGAAGCUGUAAUGAGCAUCCUUGCACUGUGUACCACUGGCAGACUGGUCCCUGGGGCCAGUGCGUUGAGGACACCUCCGUAUCGUCCUUCAACACAACUACGACUUGGAACGGAGAGGUGUCCUGCUCUGUCGGCAUGCAGACGAGAAAAGUCAUCUGUGUGCGAGUCAAUGUGGGCCAAGUGGGACCCAAAAAAUGUCCUGAAAGCCUUCGACCUGAAACUGUAAGGCCCUGUCUGCUUCCUUGUAAGAAGGACUGUAUUGUGACCCCCUAUAGUGACUGGACAUCAUGCCCUUCUUCAUGUAAAGAAGGGGGCUCCGGUAUCCGGAAGCAGUCUAGGCAUCGGGUCAUCAUCCAGCUGCCGGCCAACGGGGGCCGAGACUGCACAGAUCCUCUCUAUGAAGAGAAGGCCUGCGAGGCACCUCCAGUGUGCCAGAGCUACAGGUGGAAGACCCACAAAUGGCGCAGAUGCCAAUUAGUCCCUUGGAGCGUGCAACAGGACAGCCCUGGAGCACAGGAAGGCUGUGGGCCUGGGCGACAGGCAAGAGCCAUUACUUGUCGCAAGCAAGAUGGAGGGCAGGCUGGAAUCCACGAGUGCCUGCAGUAUGCAGGCCCUGUGCCAGCCCUUACCCAAACCUGCCAGAUCCCCUGCCAGGAUGACUGUCAACUGACCAGCUGGUCCAAGUUUUCUUCAUGCAAUGGAGACUGUGGUGCAGUUAGAACCAGAAAGCGCACUCUUGUUGGAAAAAGUAAAAAGAAGGAAAAAUGUAAAAAUUCCCAUUUGUAUCCCCUGAUUGAGACUCAAUAUUGUCCUUGUGAUAAAUACAAUGCACAGCCUGUGGGGAACUGGUCAGACUGUAUUUUACCAGAGGGAAAAGUGGAAGUGAUGUUGGGAAUGAAAGUACAAGGAGACAUCAAGGAAUGUGGACAAGGAUAUCGUUACCAAGCAAUGGCCUGCUACGAUCAAAAUGGCAGGCUCGUGGAAACAUCCAGAUGUAACAGCCAUGGUUACAUUGAAGAGGCCUGCAUCAUCCCCUGCCCCUCAGACUGCAAGCUUAGUGAAUGGUCCAACUGGUCGCGCUGCAGCAAGUCCUGUGGGAGUGGUGUGAAGGUUCGCUCUAAAUGGCUGAGAGAAAAACCAUAUAAUGGAGGAAGGCCUUGCCCCAAACUAGACCACGUCAACCAGGCACAGGUGUAUGAGGUUGUUCCAUGCCACAGUGACUGCAGCCAGUACCUGUGGGUCACAGAGCCCUGGAGCAUCUGCAAGGUGACCUUUGUGAAUAUGCGGGAGAACUGUGGAGAGGGCGUGCAGACCCGAAAAGUGAGAUGCAUGCAGAAUACAGCAGAUGGCCCUUCUGAACAUGUAGAGGAUUACCUCUGUGACCCAGAAGAGAUGCCUCUGGGCUCUAGAGAGUGCAAAUUACCAUGCCCCGAGGACUGCGUGAUAUCCGAAUGGGGUCCAUGGACCCGAUGUGUAUUGCCUUGCAAUCAAAGCAGUUUCCGGCAAAGGUCAGCUGAUCCCAUCAGACAACCAGCUGAUGAAGGAAGAUCCUGCCCUGAUGCUGUUGAGCAGGAACCCUGUAACCUGAACAAAAACUGCUACCACUAUGAUUAUAAUGUAACAGACUGGAGUACAUGUCAGCUGAGUGAGAAGGCAGUUUGUGGAAACGGAAUUAAAACAAGGAUGUUGGAUUGUGUUCGAAGUGAUGGCAAGUCAGUUGACCUGAAAUAUUGUGAAGAGCUGGGCCUGGAGAAGAACUGGCAGAUGAACACGUCCUGCGUGGUGGAAUGCCCUGUGAACUGUCAGCUUUCUGAUUGGUCUUCUUGGUCAGAAUGUUCUCAAACAUGUGGCCUCACAGGAAAAAUGAUCCGAAGACGAACAGUGACCCAGCCCUUUCAGGGUGAUGGAAGACCAUGCCCUUCCCUGAUGGACCAGUCCAAACCCUGCCCAGUGAAGCCUUGUUAUCGGUGGCAAUAUGGCCAGUGGUCUCCAUGCCAAGUGCAGGAGGCCCAGUGUGGAGAAGGGACCAGAACAAGGAACAUUUCUUGUGUAGUAAGUGAUGGGUCAGCGGAUGAUUUCAGCAAAGUGGUGGAUGAGGAAUUCUGUGCUGACAUUGAACUCAUUAUAGAUGGUAAUAAAAACAUGGUCCUGGAGGAAACCUGCACUCAGCCUUGCCCAGGUGACUGUUAUUUGAAGGACUGGUCUUCCUGGAGCCUGUGUCAGCUGACCUGUGUGAAUGGCGAGGAUCUAGGCUUUGGUGGAAUACAAGUACGAUCCAGAGCGGUCAUUAUACAAGAACUAGAGAAUCAGCAUCUGUGCCCAGAGCAGAUGUUAGAAACAAGAUCAUGUGAUGAUGGACAGUGUUAUGAAUAUAAAUGGAUGGCCAGUGCUUGGAAGGGCUCUUCCCGAACAGUGUGGUGUCAAAGGUCAGAUGGUAUAAAUGUCACAGGGGGUUGCUUGGUGAUGAGCCAGCCUGAUGCCGACAGGUCUUGUAACCCACCGUGUAGCCAACCCCACUCAUACUGUAGCGAGACAAAAACAUGCCAUUGUGAAGAAGGGUACACUGAAGUCAUGUCUUCUAACAGCACCCUUGAGCAAUGCACACUUAUCCCCGUGGUGGUAAUACCCACCAUGGAGGACAAAAGAGGAGAUGUGAAAACCAGUCGGGCUGUCCAUCCAACCCAACCCUCCAGUAACCCAGCAGGACGGGGAAGGACCUGGUUUCUACAGCCAUUUGGGCCAGAUGGGAAACUAAAGACCUGGGUUUACGGUGUAGCAGCUGGGGCAUUUGUGUUGCUCCUCUUUAUUGUCUCCAUGAUUUAUCUAGCUUGCAAAAAGCCAAAGAAACCCCAACGACGGCAAAACAACCGACUGAAACCUUUAACCUUAGCCUAUGAUGGAGAUGCUGACAUGUAACAUAUAACUUCUCCUGGCAACAACCAGUUUCGGCUCUCUGACUUCAUAGCAGAUGUCCUGAGGCCACAACACACGUAUCCAAACUGUCUGGAUUAAAAUACAUUUUAACUUUUAAAAAGGGCGUCAUAAAGGCAAGAGUGAAAAUCAUACUGCCACUGGAGAUAUUCAAGACAGUACCACUUACAUACUACGUCAACCGUGAGAAUUACAGGAGAUUUAGUUGAAUACCUGCUGCAUUCUGAAAGUUUUAUGUCAUCUUUUCUGAAGUCUACCAACCGAAAAACCACCUUCAUCUCUAAAAAAUAAUGGUGGGAUUGACCAGGUAGGAUGCCUGAUAGAAGACUGUCUGCAGUAUUAAUCCAUAAAACUUUCUAGCAUGACCAGUUUCUACCAAGAACUCCACAAUACUAUAGUUAAAUUAACAUGUGUUAAUACACAUUAUGUCAGAUUAUGUACUUGUUAAUAAGCAAUUUUAACAAUGCCUAACAAGCUCUAAGCUAAACAGAAAACCCACUGAAUAAAUUCAGCAUCUUGGUUGUCGAUGGUAGAUUUUAUUGACCUGCAUUUCAGAGACAAGGACUCUUUUUUAAAACUCCAUUCUUGUCUCUCUCCAAAGUAAGAAUGCUGGACAAGUACUAGUGUCUUAGAAGAAAGAGUCCUCAAGUUCAGUAUUUUAUAGUGGUUAUUGUCUGGAAAACUAAUUUACUUGUGUUAAUAUGUUUCUACUUUCCCUGAUUUUCAAACUGGUUGCCUGCAUCUUUUUUGCUACAUGGAAGGCACAUUUUUGCACUAUAUUAGUGCAGCAUGAUAGGCACUUAACCAGUAUUGCCAUAUAAACUGCCUCUUUUCAUAUGGGAUGAAGACAUCUGUGCCAAGAGUGUCAUGAAGACAUUUGCAAGUUCUUGUCUCCUGAAGAGAGUAAAGUUCCGUUUGGAUGGCAGCAAGAUGAAAUCAGCUGUUACACCUGCUGUACACACACUUCCUCAUCACUGCAGCCAUUGUGAAAUUGACAACAUGGCGGUAAUUUAAGUGUUGAAGUCCCGACCCCUUAACCCUCUAAAAGGUGGAUUCUUCUAGUUGGUUUGUAAUUGUUCUUUGAAGGCUGUUUAUGACUAGAUUUUUAUAUUUGUUAUCUUUGUUAAGAAAAGAAAAGAAAAGAAAAAAAGGAACUGGAUGUCUUUGUAAUUUUGAGAAGAUGGAGAAAAUAGUGUAUCAGUGACUUUUGUAACUAAAGGAAAUCAAAACUAUAUGUUGACUUUUCUUUCUCUCUAAUUUGAUUUCUCAGUUUCAGAUUGAAUGUCUGUCUUGCAGGCAGUAUUUUAAAAUCCAUAGUCUGUUGUCUUUCUCACUGACAAAAUUUGAAGCCAUCUUUUCAAUGUAUGAUUUCAAGUUUUUAAGAGAGAAGAAUAAAUAUCUUGUCCAAGACUUCAUUACAUCUCUAGACCAAGAGUGGCGAACUUUUUCUGUAAAGGACUAUAUAGAAACUAUUGUCAGCAAGGUCUGUGUUGCAAUUUCUCAACUUUGCCAUUCUGCUAAUGCAACCAUAAUAAAUAAAAGAAUGAACAUGAUUGUUUUCCCAUAUAAGUUUCUUUACAAAAACUGCCAGUAGGCCACCUCUGCAGGUCAAAUUUUGCUGACGCCUGGUCUGGAUGUUUUUUAAUGCUAACUCUCCAUGGUGUCAUCUUUCUUUUUCAUUCAUUUACUCACUAUGUUCAGUGUUUAAUUUCAGAUAUGAGAAUUUACAGUCAUUACAUUUACCACUGUAUCAGAAGUAGCUAUAUUUUUUAAAGAUGUAGCCCCGGGAGUGGAACAAUACUUAACUCAGCAGACUUCUUUCAUAUGAAAAUUCAAAAGGUGCCAUUAAAAAGCAAUACCAUUUUUCAGGCAACAUUAUUGCAACAACCUCUGCAAGAGAGGAGGACACUAGCUUUUCAGGUUUUUUGAAAAAUAGCGUAAUGUGCUGUUUUAUUUUAAACAGCAGUAUUCUGUAAAAGCGGUUUGGAUUUAGAAGGUAUUUUACCUUCAUGCUGGAGUGUGAACUCCCCCUGCUGUUCAUUACAGUAUUUGCAAAGCUUACAAAAGACAUCACUUUAUCCCCAAAAUGAAAACAGUUGUCUUUCACUAAGAACUAAAUGCAGUAAGCACUAAUUUCUUAUUCAACAUUCACUAUAUUAGGCAACAUAAAUCAUUUUAAAGAGAACAGGUAGUCAGGAAAAUAGAAUGUUACUUUAAACCAAGGAUUUAAACAAACAAACAAAAAAUACAUAAAUCCAAAAUCCAUUUUAUCUGUCUUAUUAAAGAGGAAGAAAAAAUAAUAUUGUUACUCUAAAACUGUGAUUGUCAAUGUUUAUACUCAGGGGUUUUCCAGAUAAUCCUCAAGUUGAUGUCUUUGAAUAACAUAAACUCCAUUUGUCCAAAAUGAUUAAGAAAGAAUCUAUUGCGGUUACUUGAAAAAUUCAACUGACCGUCUUAUGAAAUGUGCGCAACACCUUAUAAUUUUAAAAUGUGGGCUAGAAUUAAAAUACUGUUCCUACUAAAGCUAUACUUAAGAUAUUAUAAAAUGUCACUAAUUGAGAAAAAAUUAGUAUCAUCCCACCUAUAAGAAUUAGAAAAUCCAAAUUACAGAAUGUUACGAAAAGUACAAGACUUUUUUUUCAUAAAUUGAUUGGAUUUUACAACACACGCACACACGAGAGAGAGAAGAAAUUAGGUUUAACAUGACCUAACAUUAGAGAACAUAUUGGAAGAUCACUGUUAGGAUAAAUAAAUACGGGACAACCUCUUGGUAGAAAGGUGAAAACAAUGUAGCAAUCGUGGCUAUUUUGGACAAAUGGAAGUUUAUUAUAUUCAUGUUUAUAACAUGAAAAUGGCCUUAUUUUUGUUUCUGGCAUGAGUCAAUAAUGAGUUAAAUAUUUUACUGGAAUUUCAUCAAAAUCUUAUUCUUCCUGUUCCUUCUAAAAAUGUGGGAGGGGAAUAUAGUAGUAACUUCUCUAUUGACACUUUUGCCUUAUGGAAAUGAUCUGUGAGGCUAAAAAGAUGUAGAACUGCUUUUCCCUAGUAUGAAGGUCUUACUGGUUUUAAAAAGAAAAGAGUGGAACAAGUUUAACACAGUAUUAUAUGAUUUUGCUUGACGAUUUCAAUAGAAACCAUAUAGAAGAAGACAACUGAUCUCUUUUGAAAGGGGCUGAUUUGCUUAUUCAUCAGUACCUCAUCCAAUGUAUUAACUAUAAUCUUUAUUUCAAAGCUCUUUUUGAGGACACUAUGGUGUAGCUGAAGUGAAAAAGAGUGCAUAAAAGUCUGUUUUUAAUUACUGAUAGCAAAGCACAAAUUAUUUAUAACAAGGCAAAUAUGUAUUGACAUGUAAGACACUCUGCUUGGCACUGUAAAAAAAAAAAAAAAAAAAAAAAGUAAUGGCUUUUGUAUACAUAGAUACAUAAGACAUCCAAAAGAAGGAAAAAAUGCUUAAUGAGUAAAGCUAGCACUUAAACAUGUUGACUUUUACUCUAGGUUUGGUUUUAGAUGGGGUUUGUAUUUUUCCAUAUGUAACAUACAUGUCUUUAGGCCAUGGUGUUAGGAGUUUGAUUUUUCCCCACACUUCCCUCAGGUAGGUGGCAGUGGUCAUUGUAGCUUAAUCAGACCCCUGUUCAGUUCCUGGGCAUUUCAAGAGAAAUUGAUGUCUUACUUCUACAGGAAUUGAGUACACCUCUCGCAUGUUUAUUUACCUUCCUCAACCACCUCUAUCUUUCCUCCUUUCUGAUUAUUUUCUCUGCUUGGUCUCGUUCUACUCUCAGUAGCUAUUCUUAUCUACUUCCCUCAGAACCACUUUCCUCUCAAUAUGCCCAAUUUAAAAAAAAAAAAAAAAAGAAUUCCUGUAUUUCCUUCCCUAUUAAAAUCAAAGUGUCACUCACUCAGAGGGUGAAUAUCCUGACACACACCAAACUCACUAGUCAAAGAAAUGAAUAAAGGGGGAAGGAAAAAUGUGGACGGCAUGCAAGAAAAAAAAAAAAAAAAAAAAGUCCUUUUCUGUAAAAAUGUCCAUGCCUACGCUUGCUUUAGAUUACCCCAUAUCAUCCUGUCUCUACCUUCGUAUACAUUCCACACCACAAGACCGUGAAGGAGGCCUGUACCUUUCAGUACCAAACAGAAGGGCGAGUCUGUUCUAAAGCUGAUGUGGGUCUGAACAGUGCAUGCCAAGCACGAUUCCCCAAUGAUCUGGUCUCACUGUUUAUAAAAAUAAUACUUAAUUCUAGUGUGGGUUCCUCUUCUAUUUCUGCUCUAAGAUUGAGGGUGUUGAAAAAACAGUAGUCCUUGAGCAAAUCUGUGAGGAAUCUUGUCGCAAUAUAAUCUUUCCUGGGACUACUUUUGUUGUGAGAACCACAUUUGCCUGUUCUGGGAAUAAGAGCCUCCGCUGGUCCUGCCCUCAGGUGGCCCUGGCUGCAAGACAGGAUUUCAGCCAUCAGAAACUGGUGUGUGGGCCAAGCCAACAGUUAUUCUUUUAUAAAAAGGAUGGUUUGCAGUGUGUUAUGAUAAUCCUAUAUCGAGCAGGGACACUGAAAAAUGGUAUGUCUAGAGUAUUAAAUGAAUAAAACAAAUACUAAACAGUUAAUUUUGCAUUUUUUUGUGUGUUUCUACCAAGUCAGAUCUCUCAGUGAUCAAAAAUCUCUACAUUAUUUAGGAUGUAACUGUCAGUCUUACUGUUGUGUUUUGUAGAUUUAUUCUGUUGUUAACACAUAGUUUCUAGAAUACCUACUACUAAACUUUCCCCAACUAUUUUUCAGAAAUCUGUUUGUGUUUAUUUUUGGAAAGUAAACAUUUAGAUUCCCUCUUUCUGGUACUUUUUUUCCCAUUUCUAUCACAGAGAUUUGAAGAGAUCAGUAUCUAUCACUGUAAAAUAUAACUUUAUUAAAUUUGCAAUCUUUCUAUAAAUUAUUCCCUAAAUGUGUAUUUUAUGUUAAUUUAACUACCUGAAUAUUUAUUUUGUUUAAAUAAGGAGGCAGCUGUCUAAGAAUUUUUGUUAAUAUUACUUUGUAAAUUGUGUAAUGUAAUUUAUUUUAAAUUAUGUACAUUUCCUUUUUAACACACAAAAUGUCUAUGUACAUUAACUACAGAUUUGCAAAUAAUGUCACUAAGCUUUAUUCAGUCAAUACAGAUGGCAUGUGAAGAUGUAAUAUGCUUUUUUACAUUUUCAUAUGGGUUAUUUGUAAAUAACUAUAUUGCUGACAAACAUAAACAUGGAAAUCAUUUUCAUUCUAA
Saimiri boliviensis boliviensis (Bolivian squirrel monkey) is the source of this 10460-nucleotide messenger RNA. Lineage: Eukaryota; Metazoa; Chordata; Mammalia; Primates; Cebidae. The record is from RefSeq and is a predicted model, not a curated record.